AUGCCUAAGGACAUUGAAAUGACCACAGAUGUUGAACAAACUGGAUCUCUUUAUUUAAAAAUGAAGCGGCCUUUGGAAGUUGCCUUGGCAGACAAUCCAUUAGCUCCGAGACGUUCAGCUCUUUCCAAAAAUGAUACAAAAGCGCUCAAUUUGGUUCCUUUGCCGGCCACAAAAUUUGAAUCCAAUGCUCGUCAAGAAAAGAAAUUUUCUGGAGGGAUUUGGGACGAGCCGUCGCCUGAAAAAGAAGUUAAAGGGAACGAGACUUUUCUGAAAAACCCAACCUCAAAAACUUCCAAACCCCCACAGAACAUUGCUGGGGAUUUGUACUCUGACGAUGAGGAACUUGAAACGGGAUUGGAAAAUAAGGAGGAGGAUGAAGAUUCUGAUUAUUUUGGUGAUGAGGCACUCGAAGAAGGAAAUCGUCUACUUUCUAGCACGGCUGCAAAGGAUGUGAUGAAGGAUGAAACGAGGAAAAAUCCUCCACCAACCUCAAUCGGUAUUCGUACAUCUUGUCAUGCCGACAAAUAUAUUUUGGAACUUCAAAAGCGUAAAAAUGCUUAUUCUUCAACUCUAUUAGAUUUAGACAAGGAAAACUCCAAACAGCAACAACAAGUUAGUUUUGACAAUUUUGAUUUGGAAAAGAAGAGAAUAACCGAAAAUGCUCGUGCCCGUUUAUUAGAAUUCAAAAAAUCGGAACAACAAAAAUUAAAAAAUCGUCUAGAGCAACAAAAACAGCCAUUAUUGAGUGGAGGUUUUGGGGCAAAAAAAAUUAGGGCAAAUCAAUUAAAUCGAAAUAAUUUGUUGAGUAGUGACGACGAGACGGCGGAUAUUGAAGAAAUUGGACAAAAUGAAGAUGGGGAAGAGAGAGGAGGGGAAGAAGAUUUUGAGGAGGAAGAAGGGAAUAAUAAUGAGGAAGAUGGACCUGUUAUUAUUAUGUCACGUCCAGAGGAGGAAAAGGAAGGGGUAAAUAAAUUUGGGGGAGGAGAGAAGAAGAUUAGUCAAGAAGAUGAUUUGAUUAAUGAUUAUGUGGCUGAUGAACAAUAUUAUAGAGAGACAAAACCCUUUGGAAAUAAUAAUAAUAUUAAUGGAAAUAUUUUUAAUAAUAAUGUUGGCAAUCCCAAGAAGGAUGCAACUUGUGAAAAACAAGAAAUGUCAGAAUAUAUGCGUUUGGAAAUGAUUGCAAUGACUACAAUUUUGGUUCGAUUGAAUGUUGCUAUUAAACUUGAUGUUCUUCACUCCGAAUUGACAAAAUACAAUGCGAAUGCAUUCUCUUCUAAUUCUGAUCUCUUGGAAUUUAUUAAGAAGAAUUGUCCAACUAGUGUAAAAUGGCAAGAUUGUGGGUUUAAUGUAAGUUUUGAACGAAGUUUUGCAAUUCAAAAAUAA
This is a messenger RNA of Meloidogyne enterolobii, 1383 nucleotides long. Lineage: Eukaryota; Metazoa; Nematoda; Chromadorea; Rhabditida; Meloidogynidae. The record is from the annotation of a GenBank genome assembly.